This is a messenger RNA of Galendromus occidentalis (western predatory mite), 1769 nucleotides long. RefSeq names its product scruin like at the midline (gene slim). The coding region runs from base 317 to 1438 and encodes 373 amino acids. The record is from RefSeq and is a predicted model, not a curated record. Gene Ontology annotation, biological process: positive regulation of stress-activated MAPK cascade. Gene Ontology annotation, molecular function: protein binding. The transcript is spliced from 6 exons. NCBI's taxonomy places the organism in Eukaryota, Metazoa, Arthropoda, Arachnida, Mesostigmata, Phytoseiidae.
GGCUCUCUCAGCAGCAACACCACAAGCACAAAUUACCAGGUGGCUGGACGCUUAGCUGUACGCAUUCUGGCGGCAUCGGCGAGCAUACGUGGGCACCUGCGGAUAGACGUGAUAGGCCCUGCGAGCCAAUUAGGAACCCUGUUCGCCCCCCGAGAAGGAGAACCGCAUCGUUUUCGACGAAGCCGAUAUAGUCUCGUCCUCGACAAUCACAUGCAGAAACGACAACAACGGGAAAGUUUCGGUGAUCCGCGCUUCUACAACUUGAAUAGGCGUUUAUGCUGACGGGGAGGAAUCUGCGAGAUCUCUCUCGAUUGACAUGAUGGGCAAUGCCGACGGGAAGACGAGAACCAUCUUCUGUGCAGGAAAUCUACCGCCGGAAAUUUCAGGACAUCGUAUUAUAUGUGAUGACAAAUGCGUUUACUCAUUUGGAGGCUAUUCACCGAAGGGGAACGAUGAUCCCAUCGUGAAAGAACUCUGGAGAUUCCACUGCCUAAGGAAAGAGUGGACAAAGGUCCCUGUGGCAGGCUCAAUCCCGAAGGAGGUUGCUUCCAGUGGAGUCGUGUUAUUCGACAAUCACAUGUUCCUCUACGGUGGUACAGGCCUCCCCUUUGGUCACCGUCUCAAUGGGGACGUCUAUUACUGUAGUCUAGCGAAGAGGAAUGAAAAGGGAGCCGUUGUGUGGAGGAAACUACCGGUCGAGGGGAAGGCUCCGAAUCCCAGAUACGGGCAGGCGGUUGCAGUCAAUAAGCACUGCCUGUAUGUAGUCGGAGGAACCGAUGGCAGCAAUUAUUCGAUUGAAGUACAUCGGUUGCAUUUACGAAAAUUCCGCUGGGAGAAGCUGGCAGAAGAUUCGCUAGAUCCACUGGAUGAUGUCCCAGAGAUCAGAUAUCGAGCGGAGAUAAUCAUCCAUGAUGAUGAAAUUCUCGUUUUCGGAGGUGGUACCCCUGAUUUGGUGUAUGGCCUUUCAAUGCUACCGGUGUUUAAUUUGACCACGCGGAAGUGGACGCGGAAGGGGACGCUCCCGGACCCCGUGAACGGUUACCCAGGGGCAAGACGGUGCCACAGCGUGGUGCAAUCGACCUGCGGCACUUGGGUUGUAAUCGCAGGCGGCAUUGGCGAUCACAGAUGUUGCGACGACAUUUGGAAGCUGAACUUGGUCGAGAUGAGAUGGAUGCGACUCGACCGAUCCUUACCGGAAGGAGUAUUCUUCCAUUCCUCGGCAAUAAGCACCGGCAAUCGCAUGUACACUUUCGGAGGCGUGCUGGCAUCGAAUGAGAGGACCAACAAGUUAUCAGUGUUAGACGUUACGGUACCUUCUCUGCAAGACAUGUGCGUGCAAAUACUCCUGGAUGCUAAGCCUUCGCUCUUCGGGACGGAAUUUGACGACUUGACGAGGUUGGGAGUGCCUCGGAAAUAUGCUCGUCGGAUAACCCCGUGAGCGAAAGAAGGUUCAGAAGAUACCAUCGUCACCGCAAUCGAAUCACCAGAGAUUGUUUUUUUUCGUCGUUGAUCGAGCGUAGAUUCGGAGAACCAUCGCGUCUCCUUUGUCGGUAUUGAUUCUCCACAUUCAUCCGUUAGCGAGAUGUGUAAAUCGCUCGCAAGCGGAGUCAUUAGAAGCCUAGGGGUCAUUACGAGUCGCGCCAUUUCCGAUGUUUCUAUGUAUCUUCGAAGUAAGCCUCUUGAGGCUCGAACUCGACGAGAAGCGAGAGUUCAUCAUCCCUGGUGGAAGAAGAAUUGUACAGAGCAGUAAAGUGACUUUUUGAGAGGAA